AGGCGACGAGUUUUCCCAUCUCCAGAUCCGCGUCACAUCUCCAUAGGUCGUCGAUUCAUUUUCAGAUCUAUCUUUCCCCGCCGAAAAAUUCAUCUCCAUAGGUCGGCGAUUCGUUUUCAAAUCUAUCUAUCCUCUGCGGUGGCUCGUUGCCUCUCCAAUCCCUUGCACACUGUCACCAACCACCUUCCCUCCACCUUCAUCACUCUCAUUUCUUGGUGGAGCUUGCGUCGUUGCUGUGGCAAGAGGAAUCCAGAACCACAGCUUCAGGCAGCCAUCUCCUCUCUGGCGAUGUGAGACUGUCGCGAUUCUCAACGGCGGAUGGAUAUGAGGGAAAUGAAUGGGUAUUAGGGAAGAGGGUGAUCGAUCUGAGAUUUUCG
This is a messenger RNA of Linum tenue, 377 nucleotides long. Lineage: Eukaryota; Viridiplantae; Streptophyta; Magnoliopsida; Malpighiales; Linaceae. The record is from the annotation of a GenBank genome assembly.